Molecule: messenger RNA, 792 nt
Organism: Geodia barretti
Lineage: Eukaryota; Metazoa; Porifera; Demospongiae; Tetractinellida; Geodiidae
Source: the annotation of a GenBank genome assembly
AUGCUCCACGACCCCCGCUUCAUCGAGCGCAUUGGAGAGGACCGGUUCCGCGACGCUGGACACUACUACCAGAUCCUCACGGACGGGGAGACGGCCCAGGCUGACCUCAGCCAAGCCAACUUACGCCUGGUGGUGAGCAUAGCCAAGAAACACCUGGGGCGCGGCCUCAGCAUGCUGGACCUGGUCCAGGAAGGCAACCUGGGGCUCAUGCGCUCCGUGGACAAGUUCGACUACCGCCGCGGCUACAAGUUCAGCACCCACGCCACCUGGUGGAUUUGGCAGGCCAUCACCCGAGGCAUCGCAGACCAGGCUCGGACCAUCCGGGUCCCGGUGCACAUGAUUGAGACCAUCAACAAGCUGAGGCGGCGCCAAAGCAGUCUCCUGCAGGAACUGCAGCGUGAUCCCACCACCGAGGAACUCGCUGCGGCGAUGGAGUCAACACCGGAACGGAUCCUGGAAAUCCAAAAACAUGCCAUCGAGCCCGUAUCCCUCGAAACCCCGAUAGGCGAGGGAGAGGACACCUUCCUCGGCGACCUCAUCGAGGACCGCGCUUCCGUCACACCCUACCAGGCUGCUGCCCAUCAAAUGCUGAGCGACCAGAUCAACCAAGCGCUGUCCACACUCACCGACCGGGAGCACAAGAUCCUCAGGAUGCGCUUCGGCCUGGACGACGACCGAACCCAUACCCUUGAAGAGAUCGGCAAGCGGUUGGGCCUAACCCGGGAACGUAUCCGCCAGAUCGAGGCCAAGGCCAUACGCAAGAUGCGGCAUCAUCCAGGUCCAAGGCUCUGA